AUGCCUCUCCGGCUGCUAAUUAACGGUUGUCAAUGCUUCCUCUCAAUCCUUCUCACGGCCACUUUCCCCUCCUUCUGCCCCUCCCCCUCCUCUUUCCUCCUCUUCUUCCUUCUCUUCCUCCAUCACCCGCACGGGCCGAGUCCCGCCCACUGCAAUGAUGGGUCAACAACGACUGGCUCUGGUCGAAUCAUGCUUCAAGUCUUGAAGCUUGGCAAUCAACAUGGACCUACAACACCACCACCACCACCACCAACAACAACAAUGCUUUGCUCACUUAGUCCACAAACUAUUGGCAAGCCCGGAGGAGAUGCCAUCCAACUGACCAAUGUAGCGCUCUCAUUAUCCGCCAUUCUCAACUUCGCGCUAAUGACGAACCUCCCCAAGACCCUGACAGGAACCUCAUGGUAA
Aspergillus costaricaensis CBS 115574 is the source of this 408-nucleotide messenger RNA. RefSeq lists its product as uncharacterized. The coding region runs from base 1 to 408 and encodes 135 amino acids. Lineage: Eukaryota; Fungi; Ascomycota; Eurotiomycetes; Eurotiales; Aspergillaceae. The transcript is spliced from 2 exons. The record is from RefSeq and is a predicted model, not a curated record.